This is a messenger RNA of Nicotiana attenuata, 1158 nucleotides long. Its product is annotated as myb-related protein 308-like. Bases 184 to 960 code for a protein of 258 amino acids. Lineage: Eukaryota; Viridiplantae; Streptophyta; Magnoliopsida; Solanales; Solanaceae. The record is from RefSeq and is a predicted model, not a curated record. The transcript is spliced from 2 exons.
CCGGCUUUGAUUCUCAAUAGCACCACCACCAAAGCCAAAAAAAAAAACUUCCAUUAUAAUUUCCACCCUCUUACUACUACUACAUACUACUUCAAAAAAAAGAAGGAGAAAUUAAAGAAUUUUAAUUUCUUGGUUUAAUAACGUAAACGAGCGAGCAGAGCCAAGGAAAGAGGAAAACCCGUCAUGGGAAGAUCACCAUGUUGUGAAAAAGCACAUACAAAUAAAGGAGCAUGGACUAAAGAAGAAGAUGAAAGACUAAUUGCUUAUAUUAGAACUCAUGGUGAAGGUUGUUGGAGGUCUCUUCCUAAAGCUGCUGGACUUUUACGGUGUGGUAAAAGUUGUCGUCUUAGAUGGAUUAAUUACUUGAGACCUGAUCUUAAACGUGGUAAUUUUACUGAAGAAGAAGAUGAACUCAUUAUCAAACUCCAUAGCCUUCUUGGUAACAAGUGGUCACUUAUAGCCGGAAGAUUACCAGGAAGAACAGAUAACGAAAUUAAAAAUUACUGGAAUACACACAUAAGAAGGAAACUUUUGAGUCGUGGUAUUGAUCCUACGACACACAGGCCUGUUAACGAGCCUAAUACAACUCCAAAAGUCACAACAAUUUCUUUUACUGCUCGAAAUAUUAAAGAUGAAGAAGAUCAGAAGAUGAUUAAUGUUAAAGGUGAAUUAUCUGGACUUAGCCAAGAAGAUGAAAUUAGCAGCAACAGUAGCCAAUUUCAAGAAUUACAGUGUCCUGACUUAAAUCUUGAGCUCAGAAUUAGCCCUCCUUAUCAGCAAAAUUACCAAAAUGACCAAGAUUUGAAACAAAGUCCAAGGUGUUUUGCAUGCAGUUUGGGCAUACAAAAUAGUAAAGAUUGCAAUUGCAGUAAAAAUAAUAUGGGUAAUAUUGCAAGUUAUGAUUUUUUAGGGUUAAAGACUAAUGGUGUUUUGGACUAUAGAACUUUGGAGACUAAGUGAAUUACUUUUUGGCCCCUUGUGCAUUUGGGUAAAAAAGGAAAAGAGAAUUGAGAAAAAUAGAGCUAUUAGUUUAAGUUCUUUCGAAUUUUCUCUUAUUUGUAAAAUAGAAAGUAUUAUUAUAUUAAAUUGAAAGCAGUAUAGCAGUGUACCUUACGACAUUUAUACUAGUAGUAUCAUUUUGGAGGAAUUUGCUGAUUA